GACGAGCGUGGCGUUGCGCAUGCGCACGGCUCGCCUGGCAGUGGGCGGGAAGCGGUGUGCGCGUGCGCGCCGUAAAGAUGGCGGCCGGGGGCCGGGCGGAGGGAGCUGCGAUAGAAAGCGAGAUGGAACCGCUGCGAUUCCAGCGGCUGUGCGGGGAUGGGUACUUCGAGGUGCCGGCGUCUGAGAGGCUGGGGAAAUGCCGGAGCGUGAAGGAGUUUGAGAAGCUGAAUCGGAUCGGAGAGGGCACCUACGGCAUCGUGUACCGUGCCCGGGACACUGUGACAGAUGAGACUGUGGCACUGAAGAAGGUGCGGAUGGACAAUGAGAAGGAAGGAAUGCCCGUCAGCAGCCUGCGGGAGAUCACCCUGCUCCUGGAGCUCCAGCACCCCAACAUCGUGGAGCUGAAGGAGGUGGUUGUGGGGAACCAUCUGGAGAGUAUUUUCCUGGUGAUGGGCUACUGUGAGCAGGACCUUGCCAGCCUUCUCGAGAACAUGCAGACACCUUUUUCAGAGGCUCAGGUGAAAUGCAUCAUCUUGCAAGUCCUCAAAGGUCUGCAGUACCUUCAUGAGAGGUACAUCAUCCACAGGGAUCUGAAGGUGUCCAACCUGCUCAUGACCGACAAAGGCUGUGUGAAAAUAGCGGAUUUUGGUCUGGCACGUACAUAUGGGAUGCCACCACAACCCAUGACUCCCAAAGUCGUCACGCUGUGGUACCGAGCACCCGAGCUGCUGCUAGGAGUGACAACACAGACCACCAGCAUUGACAUGUGGGCUGUGGGCUGCAUCCUCGCUGAGCUGCUGGCUCACAAGCCACUGCUGCCAGGCACCUCUGAGAUCCACCAGAUAGAUCUCAUUGUGCAGCUCCUGGGGACACCCAAUGAAAACAUCUGGCCGGGUUUCUCCAAGUUGCCCCUGGUGAGUCAGUACACGCUGCGGAAACAGCCUUACAACAACCUCAAGCACAAGUUCCCCUGGCUCUCAGAGGCCGGGCUGCGUCUGCUCAACUUCCUCUUCAUGUAUGAUCCCAAGAAGCGCGCAACGGCAAAAGACAGCCUGGAUAGCUCGUACUUCAAGGAGAAGCCCCUGCCCUGCGAGCCAGAGCUCAUGCCCACCUUCCCCCACCAUCGCAACAAGCGGGCAGCCAGCACCAGCACGGGGACGGAGACCCAGGCAAAGCGCGCCAAGCCCUGAGCCCUGUCCACAUGGAAGAGUGCAGGGGACUCGAGCUGGGAUGGCUGUUGCCAGGGCUGGGUGCUGGCUGUGCCCCACUGCUGGCCAGGCACACAGCUCUACUCAGUGAUACAGCGCUGGGUGCUGUCACCUUUUGGGAUGGCUCUUGGCCACGUUGCCCCAGACCUUCAACAGUUGCAUUUAGGGGGGCUGCCUUGGCUACCAGUGCCCAUGUUCAGCCCCUUGCACAGCUGCUCAUGCUGGGAACAUCCACAGCCUUCCAGCCCAGCAGAGCCCAUGUGUUGUAUAGUGCUGGCUUCCUUCUGUAUGGAGCUGAGAGCACAGCACUGGGUGGGAUUCAGCCUGUGCUGCCUCCUCCCCUGGGGGGGGAUGGAGGCAUGGACUGAAAGGGGGGAACUGGGGGUUGGUACAGAGGUGCUGGGUGUCUGGCAGGACCAGCUCCGGCCUGUACUGGCUGCGUGGUGCAACACUGACUCUGUUGUCAAUAAAAACAGAUACAAAGGGC
Molecule: messenger RNA, 1695 nt
Organism: Coturnix japonica (Japanese quail)
Lineage: Eukaryota; Metazoa; Chordata; Aves; Galliformes; Phasianidae
Gene: CDK10
Product: cyclin dependent kinase 10
Biological process (GO): regulation of mitotic cell cycle; protein phosphorylation
Cellular component (GO): nucleus
Molecular function (GO): cyclin-dependent protein serine/threonine kinase activity; ATP binding
Source: RefSeq, a predicted model, not a curated record